UAAUUCAUAAAUUGUUGAAGUGCUGUGAAUCUGGCUGCCUUAGAAAGAGAUAUUAGGAGAAUGCUAUGUCCCUACUGUGAGAGCCUUUGAGAGGAAGCUAUUGAUUGCCUAGAAAUUAAAACGAGGUGUGAGAAGUCUGAUUGAUCAAGGUGGAAAUAUUUUUCCAAGAGCCUUUUGCAAAACCUUCAGACAGUCCCAUUCGUGCCAUGUUUUGUGGCUCUCACCUUAAGAGGAAUUUGUCUUGAUGAAGAUUCCUAACAUUGGUAAUGUGAUGAAUAAAUUUGAGAUCCUUGGGGUUGUAGGUGAAGGAGCCUAUGGCGUUGUACUUAAAUGCAGACACAAGGAGACACAUGAAAUUGUGGCUAUCAAGAAAUUCAAAGACAGUGAAGAAAAUGAAGAAGUCAAAGAAACCACUUUACGAGAGCUUAAAAUGCUUCGCACAUUGAAACAGGAGAACAUUGUGGAGCUGAAGGAAGCCUUCAGAAGAAGAGGAAAAUUAUACUUAGUUUUUGAAUAUGUGGAAAAAAAUAUGCUUGAAUUGCUAGAAGAAAUGCCAAAUGGAGUUCCACCAGAAAAAGUGAAAAGCUACAUCUACCAGCUAAUUAAAGCAAUUCAUUGGUGCCAUAAGAAUGAUAUUGUUCAUAGAGAUAUCAAGCCAGAGAAUCUCUUAAUAAGCCACAAUGAUGUUCUGAAGUUGUGUGACUUUGGCUUUGCACGUAAUCUCUCUGAAGGAAGCAAUGCUAACUAUACAGAAUAUGUGGCUACCCGAUGGUACCGCUCACCUGAACUCUUGCUUGGAGCCCCUUAUGGCAAGGCUGUGGAUAUGUGGUCUGUAGGCUGUAUCCUGGGGGAGCUGAGCGACGGGCAGCCCCUGUUCCCUGGCGAGAGUGAGAUUGACCAGCUCUUCACCAUUCAGAAGGUGCUAGGCCCACUGCCAGCCGAGCAGAUGAAGCUCUUCUACAGCAACCCACGCUUCCAUGGCUUGCGGUUUCCAGCAGUCAAUCAUCCACAGUCUUUAGAGAGAAGAUACUUGGGAAUUUUAAGUGGUGUAUUACUUGAUCUUAUGAAGAACUUACUGAAGUUAGAUCCAGCAGAUAGAUAUUUGACAGAACAAUGUUUGAACCACCCUUCGUUUCAAACCCAAAGACUCUUGGAUCGCUGCGGAAGUUCACCUUCACGGUCAGCUAAGAGAAAACCUUACCAUGCAGACAGCAACACUUUAUCCAACAGAAAUCAAGCCAGCAAAAGUUCUGCUUUGCAGUCACACCACAGAUCAAACAGCAAGGAUAUGCAGACACUAGGGGCUGGCGGGCCAAGAGAAGAGGGGCUUCCAGCAAAUGAAAGCUUUUUAAAUGGAAACCUUCCUGGACCUGCACCUAGUCCAAUGCACGCAAAAAACCCGAGCAACACACCUGGAUCUGGCAACAAGGAUAUAGCCAAUAAUAACAUGCCGCACCUUCUCAGCCCAAAGGAACCAAAGGGAAAAACAGAGUUUGAUUUUAAUGUGGACACCAAAAGUUCUGAUGGUUCAGGCACAAAGUACCUGAAGUCUAACACCAGAUCUCAGCAGAACCGGCACUCCUUUAUGGAAACUUCUCAAAGCAAAACUGGGACGCUGCAGCCCGGCGACAAGCACAGUCGCCACAGCUACAUCGAUACCAUCCCACAGUCUUCUAAGAGUCCCUCCUAUCGGACAAAGUCCAAGAGCCAUGGAGUUCUGACAGACUCAAAAUCCGUGGGCAACCUUUCUGAGGCCAGGGCCCAAGCUGCAGAACCAAACACCAGUAGGUAUUUUCCAUCCAGCUGUAUGGACUUGAACUCUCCUACCAGUCCAAGUGCUCCCCGGCACAGUGACAACAGAACUAUGCUCAGUCCAUCCACGAGGAAUAACCGCAGCGAGGGUACCCUGGACGCCCGAAGACCACCAACAAGACACUCCAAAACAAUGGAGGAGUUAAAACUGCCAGAUCACAUGGAUGGAAGCCAUUCCCACUCUCUAUCUGCUCCACAUGAAUCUUUUUCCUAUGGUCUAGGUUAUACCAGUCCUUUUUCUUCACAGCAGCGCCCUCAUAGACACUCUAUGUAUGUGAGCCGGGACAGAGUGAGGUCAAAGGGCUCAGAGGGUGGCUUAAGCGUAGGGCAAGGGAUGGCAGCCAGAGCAAACAGCCUGCAACUGUUAUCUCCACAGGUGCAGCAUAAGUCACUCACAAGGUCUGUUGGCUCAUCACGAGAAGACUGUACGGAAGAUUCUAAUAGGGGUGGAGCAUAUCAUGAUCCACACACAGAAGAUGGAGCAUCUACUAAGGAGAAUAGAAUUCUGUAUAAUGACCCUGUUCCGAGAAGAGUUGGCAGCUUUUACAGAGUUCCAUCUCCACGUCCAGAGAGUACCUACAUAGAAAACAAUGUGUCAAACAGAGCCUCGGUGUUACCAGCAGACAGCACCACAGUGACAAACCACCCCAAGAGACAAACCACCUUUGAUACCUGGAAGAGUCCUGAAAACCUUAACAGUCAUUCAGAACAGCUCAAGGAGAAAGAAAAGCAAGGUUUUUUCAGGGCAAUAAAAAAGAAAAAGAAGAAAUCUCAAAAUACAGACUCAACCAACGGCGAGAAUCCAAGCAUCAAGAAAUCCCUCUUUCCUCUUUUUAAUUCAAAGAAUAAUUUAAAGCAUAGUUCUUCUUUGAAAAAACUUCCUGUAGUCACUCUACCAAUGAUGCCUAACACUGAAGGUCAGGAUCUCUUGGCAUUACAGAAAGCCAUUCAUUCUUCCAAUCACCAGAGCAGCAGGCAGAAGGAUUGGCAUCCUGAGAAGAUGACAGAAAUCCAGCCUCAUAGCCAGCCGUUAAAAUCUCUUCGGAAGCUCUUACACCUCUCCUCAAACCACCCUGUCGCUGCUGAGCCCCGCUUCCAGCCCUUACCGAGCCAGCCAGCCAAAGCUUCUUUUCCUGAAGUGCGAAUUCAUCCCAUGAGUCAAAGCUCCAGCAGCAGCAGCAGCAACGUGCGGCCGGAGCCCCAGCCGAAGAGCCGGCCAACGCUGCAGAUCCCGAGCCAGCUGGAGCCCACCUGGCACGUGUCCCCGGUGAACAGGAGCGUGAGCGAUGGGCCCCCCUACUCCGACCAGCUGCCUUCCAAGAGCGGACAGAACGGGCACACCUACAGCCGAACAAACCGGUCGCGAAUGCCAAAUCUGAAUGAUCUCAAAGAGACAGCCUUGUAAUUGCACUGCAGCAAAUAGACCAGUGUGGGUGGAGAUCAGCAUAGGGGAGCGGUGGUGGUUCUGGUGAUGGUAAGACUGCAUUUUCAGCUUUAUAAAGGUGUGCAAUAUGUACGUGUGGAGCUAUGCUGUUCGGCACCACGAGAGAGUCAGGGAUUAUACAGGAGCAAAAGUGAAACUAUGAAUUACCAGUCAUCAGAAAUGUCACUGGAUGCCAGGCAGAGUGUGCCAGUCAGGGAGAAAAAUGCAUUGUCAUUUUCUCUCAUUUACAUUCCAGCUUAGUGCACAUCUCUGUCUGAAAGCUGGGAGACUUCUGGUAUGUAUUGGCACUUAUAAGGGUGAAAACAUUGUCUAGGCCUAUGCCCUUACUACAUUUUUUGCUGCCUAGUUAAAACAGUGGGGUUUAUGUGAUAAAAGUGUAUCCCUGUUAAGGGUUUAAAGUUAAAUUGUAUGUCUUAAAUUUGUUUUUUAAACUUCCAUAUUUGAUAGGAUUUGUAAUAUUUAUUUAUGAUGACCUAAUAUCGUACUGUUAUAAUCAUAUCUUUUAUGUUAUAAUGUAAAGUUAUUUUGAGCUGUUUGAAACAUUGUGAAGCAGUGCAACAGCUACAGUAGUUUCUAUAAAAAACUAACAGUAACAUUUAUAUAUUGCAUCAGGAGUAUUUUAUUCUAUAUAUAAAUAUAUAUAUAAAUGGAAAAUAACUGUCUGUUUUUUAAAUAUACUCAUUUAAAAGAAAAGUAUUGUUAUGACACUAUCUGCCAUAUUUUUUAUACAUUUGUGAUAUAAAGUGCAGUAUUAUACUUCUAAUAAAAGGAAGUUGAAUGUGGAUAUAAAUGUGAC
Molecule: messenger RNA, 4052 nt
Organism: Poecile atricapillus (Black-capped chickadee)
Lineage: Eukaryota; Metazoa; Chordata; Aves; Passeriformes; Paridae
Gene: CDKL5
Product: cyclin dependent kinase like 5
Exons: 18
Coding region: 245-3217 (990 amino acids)
Biological process (GO): positive regulation of axon extension; protein phosphorylation; regulation of dendrite development
Cellular component (GO): nucleus; dendrite cytoplasm
Molecular function (GO): ATP binding; protein kinase activity
Source: RefSeq, a predicted model, not a curated record